This is a messenger RNA of Chenopodium quinoa (quinoa), 3799 nucleotides long. RefSeq lists its product as uncharacterized. NCBI's taxonomy places the organism in Eukaryota, Viridiplantae, Streptophyta, Magnoliopsida, Caryophyllales, Amaranthaceae. The transcript has 19 exons. The record is from RefSeq and is a predicted model, not a curated record. Bases 955 to 3786 code for a protein of 943 amino acids.
UCCAACGAUAUAUCAUAAGCCCAAUUCCGAUGAAUAUUGAGGAAAGUAUGGCCUAAUUAGUAUACACUACACCCUAGUGUAGGUACCAUAACCUACACCCCCUACAAAACGCAGCGUUUGCGUUUUUCCCCUACCCCCACAAACUACAGUAACUACCCCCACUCACUCCCACUAACCACAGUAAAUUAGAAAUAACUUCCCCUACCCCACAUAUAUAUUAUUAAAAAAAAAAAAACUAUCCAUUUCAAAUUAUUCUCUCUCUAAAAACCAUCUUCUUCAUUUCUCUAGAAUUUCUCUCUCAUCAACACCGUCGAAUCGGAACGAAAUUCUCUUCAAAUUAUUGCAAAAUUGCUUCAAAACACUUCAUAAUUGCUUCAAAUGUCUGAUAUUCGAGAUGAAAUUAAACAAUCACAAAAAAAAGAGUAAGUAAUUUCGUUAGUUUUGUUCAUUUUUUGAGAUUGUAGUGCAAUUUUAUGUGUGAAACCUUAAUUUUGUUCAUUUUGUUGCGAUUGUAGUGCGAUUUUGCAAAAAACCACUACAGAGAAGAACAUGAAAGAAGAAACUGCAAAAUCGGAGCAAAAUGUAUCUAAAGAUAUGAUUUUGGAGAAGAAUACUUCAGAGACGAGUAAUUUGUUGAAAAUUUCUGAAGAAAUGUAUGAACUCUAACUUUUGUAAAACCUAAUUUGUUCAUAUUCUUGCGAUGAAAAUUAUAGAGCGAAUUUAUUUGUAAAACCUAAUUUUUGUUAAAAUUUUUUGCGAUUGUAGUAAUUGUUCUAAGAUUUUACUGAAAAUAACUAAAACAUUAACAAUUUAUUAAAUAAAACAGAGACGAUGAUGAUGAUGUACCUCUUCAGUCAAGAGUAGACAAAUUGAAAAAAAAACCGCCAAAAUGAUCCAAUUGUAGAUCCGGAACUUUUAAAAGAUAUUGACAAGUCAAUUGGUACGGAUUUAACAAUGUCUCCACUACCAAGUGAACAAAGUGAGAACAUUCCUGCUACUAAUGCAACAACUAAGAGUGUGUCUGCUACACAUAACACAACUGACAAAGAGAGUAGGGAUGAAAGCAAGCAAGAAGAAGUUCAACCAAAAGUGCAAAGCAAUCCAGUAAAGAAUAGUCUUGGCCAAAAAAAGUACAAAGAAUCGACAAUCAGAAUUAUGAGAAAUCUCAAAAGAAUGGAAAAGGCAAGCAAGGAAAUCAGGAAAGGUGAAGCAAAAAAGAAAGAAAAAGGGCCAAUAGAAGAGAAAACUGUGGAAAAAGAAGGACAAGAAGGAAAAAAAGGGACUGAAAAAGAGAAAAGCCCUAAAGACAAAACUGUGGAAGAUGUCUUUCCAAAGACAACAAAUGUAGAAGAAGGACAAGAGGGAAAAAAAGAGCCUGAAAAGGAGAAAAUCCCUAAAGAGAAAACAGUGGAAGAUGAGUCUACAAAGACAACAGAUCCGAAAGCACAAAUUGCACCUGAUUUUGUUCAAAUUGAGGAUGAAACUUAUCUUCUAGAUCAAGAUGAUGAUAAAGUUUCCACAAAACUUAGUGAGGAGACAGCUCCAUCAUCACAAAAAAGUGAUCAGUCAACCAAAAUGAAAACAAGAUACAAAAUGGUUGCAAGGAAAAACAAAAACAAAAGCCUUGUUGUUGUGCCAAGUGGUAGAAUUACAAGGAGCCAAGAUGUUCUGUUAGAUGAAUCUGAAAAGGGAAGCCUGAAGAAGGAUGUUGAACCUGCUAAAGAAACCGCAAAAAUAGGACAGAAGAGAAGAAUGUCUACAAGGAAUUUUCCUAUUCAAAAGGAAGCUGAUGCACCACCUCCAGCACCUACUCCAAUAAAAAAAAUGGCAGGUGCUCCUGCUGAAUAUCCUCCAGACCAAGGCAAAAAGGGUGGGAAAAAGAAAACUCUAGAAGAAGUGAAGAAAACUUCUAAGGUUGCUGGCAAAAGAAAAGCAGAUGUCAGUCCUGCCAAGAGAAAUGCUGGAAAGAGAAAAAAAAUACAAGAAGUACCAUCAGAUGAACCCUCUCAAGAUCCUACUGAUGAAAGUUCUACUGACAGUGAUGAUGAUAGUGAAGAGUCAGUUUAUAGAGCAGAAGAAGAGCCUGUCAGUGAGGAUGAUUAUGAGGUGGAGGAAGAGGAGGAAGAGGAUGAAGUAAAGCCAAGGAAGAAACAGGCAAAGAAAGGGAAUUCAGUGAAGGCAAAGGUUGAAAAGGAGGAGCAAAAGAUGGUACUGUAUGAUGAAGGAAAGAUUGAAGGUAGGAGAAAAAAGAAAAUGAAAACUGAAAUGGUUCAAGCAAUAGAAACUGAUGAAGUUGAGGAAAUUCAGGAAGAUGAAUUUGAGGAAGAGAAAUCUUCAAAGAGAGGAGGACAUGUGAAGUUCAUUGCAUGGAUAAAAAAGAUGACACCUACCCAAAAACAACAAGUUGUUGAUAUAGGGUUAGGAUCACUUCUUGACAUUAGUUUACCUCAACUUGAUCAAAAGUUCUGUAACUGGUUAUUGGGAAGUUUUGAAGAAAAUAGCCAGUGUUUUGAACUACCAAAGAAUGAAAAAAUAGAAAUUGAGGUAGAGGAUGUUAGGGUAGUUUAUGGCUUGCCUACAGGAGAAAUUCCAAUUGUUGAGCCAAAGUCUGAUAAAAUUAGUGAGGAGUAUGCAGAAUUUCUGAAGAAAUGGAGAAAAUCAUGGUCAGGAAAAACUCCAUCAGUGAGUCAGAUUGUGAAUGGAUACAUAAAUGAUAAAUUCACAAACAACAGACCACCAAGUGAACAUUUCAUUACUAACUUUUUAGCAGUGGCUGUGAACUGCUUGAUGAAAUGUGUAUCAAACAAUCAAUGCCAUUUCAAAUUUCUUUAUUCUAUGAUGGACAAAGAAAACAUAAAAAAUUUGAACUGGUGUCAGUUUGUAUAUGACUCACUUAUCAAAUGUCAUGUUGAUUGGAGAAAGCAGCAAGGCAAGGGGUUCUACAAAGGUCCUCUUCAAUUUCUGAUGUUGUUCUAUUUUGAUAGAGUUCAGAGGUUAGACAAAAGGCCUCCAAGAAAAAUUCCUAUCAUAUCUGCAUGGAAUAGAGACAUGGUUCUUGAGAGGUUGAAGAUUGAAUUAGAAUUGGGAUUUGGGAGAGGGAAAAUUCUACCAAGGAUUGCUGCAGAAGUUGAAGAAAGUCCUAAGGUUUUUAUGGAUGAUUUUGUUUCCCUGGUAAAAACAACUUGUUCAAACCUGUCAAAGCUUUCUUCAAAAUUGGUGAAGGCAAAGGAUAUCUUCCCUGGAAAUGACUUGGUGAAAAAAGUUGAUGAAGUUUUAGGAAAGGUGGUAGCUAGGGAACCAUCAAUUCUAAGCCAAGAUGAAGAAUUCUUUGGCAGUGAGGAUUUCCUAAAUGCACUUGCACAAGCUGAGAAGAAUCUGAUGCAAGGGUCUGAAAAGCAAACAACUGAGAAGCAAAUGACUGGGAAGAAAUUAACCAAAAAGGGAAAGGAAAAAGAACAAGAAUAUGACAUCAGAAAAGCUUUCAGCUUGGGGUUGACUCCACCUUCUCCAGCCAUUGAAACAGGGCCCACCUUUUCAACACUUGGUGAUAUAAUUGAACAACCAAUAAUUUCAACAAAUGCUGAAGAAAAGGAUGUGGGUAAAACUUCAGCAGCUUCAGAACAAAGAAUUGAAGAAUUUUCUAGAACUGCAACUGGUUCAAAAUUUGAUGCUGACACUAGGUCAGAUAAUGAAGGAUUGCCUAGAACAGGAUCUGGUUCAGUGGUUGAUGCUGACCCUAGGUCAGAUGGUGGUGAAAAAAGUGAUGAUCCAAAAAAACACAGUUGAAGGUGGAAAACAA